AUGAAAAAGCGGAUGUUAAGAGUACUAUUCGUUGGUGUGAAUGAUAAAGAACCGAGGCCAUCAUCGGCAGAAGCUGAAGGAAAACCUGCGGAAAAAGAAGCUGCAGCGAAAGUUCCACCAAAGGCUGAAGCGGCUCCAGCAAAGGCUGAAGCGGCGCCACCAAAGGCUGAAGCGGCUCCAGCAAAGGCUGAAGCGGCGCCACCGAAGGCUGAAGCGGUUCCAGCAAAGCCUAAAGCGGCUCCACCUAANGAAAUACAACUAUACAGUGCUUCACGCUCUAUUUUGUAUCUUCCCAGCGAAAUGAAAAAGCGGAUGUUAAGAGUACUAUUCGUUGGUGUGAAUGAUAAAGAGCCGAAGCCAUCAUCAGCAGAAGCUGAAGGGAAACCUGCGGAAAAAGAAGCUGCAGCGAAAGUUCCACCAAAGGCUGAAGCGGCUCCAGCAAAGGCUGAAGCGGCGCCACCGAAGGCUGAAGCGGUUCCAGCAAAGCCUAAAGCGGCUCCACCUAAGGCUGAAGCGGCUCCGAAGAAAGAGGAACCAAAAGUUCCUGAAAAGCCGAAGGAAGCUGUACCGGAGAAAAAACCGGAGCAAUGGGUAGAUGUGCAAGAGCGUGAUAAACAAUGGCUUGACAAACUUUUGAAGAGGGAAGAUCGUUGGAUGCAAACCGCUGUAGAAGAACCGAAGGAUAAAGCACUAAAAGCAGGUGAGCCUCCAAAAGCAGGUGAGCCGAUGGGAGAAGAAAUGGAAGCGAAGAUUCUCAUAAAACAAGAGAAACGAACGUACCUUGACGGUUACUAUGAUGGUUACAAGUUGGGCAUAACUCAAAGUAGAAUGAAACCACAAGAGGUCGAUGCCGAUGCGCUCAAACCAGCACUUGAAAAACUACCUACAAAGGAAAACGAUGCGAAAACUCGCGCCUAUAGGAUCGGAUUCAUUGAGGGCUAUAAUAGAGCCCGUUUGUUGAAAGAUGGAUUCGCAGCGAAAUCUCCUGUAUUAGAACAGUUGACAGCAAAAGCCAUAAGUGACAGAAGGCCACCUAUCGCCGUAUCCGAUGGAACAAAUGUGUACGCAAAAACACCUGGUGGUAGUGAACCAAUCCUUAUGGAUCCUCUACAGAGACGAGACAUUAUACAUAUUGCAAGAACCGGAAGGAAGUCGUUCAUAAUUGUAAUGUAUCGUGAUCCAAAAGUACCUGAGAACCUGAUAUCGAGAAGUGGGGACGAAGAAGAAGACUCGCCUCCCAGCGCCCAAGUGGAAGUCGGCGGAAAUCCUCAAGCACCAAAAGCGCAGUAA
Messenger RNA from Haemonchus placei, 1290 nucleotides. The record is from the annotation of a GenBank genome assembly. NCBI's taxonomy places the organism in Eukaryota, Metazoa, Nematoda, Chromadorea, Rhabditida, Trichostrongylidae.